AUGUUACUUAAUAAUUACAGAAAUAACGAUGAAACCUUUUCUUUCUCUCUCACUCUCCCUUUCUUUCUUUCUUUCUUUCUUUCUUUCUUUCUUUCUUUCUUUCUUUCUCACUGUGCUAACAUCUAUCUAUCUAUCUAUCUAUCUCCAUGUGAGACGAAGAAAAAAGCCGAUCAUGUUCGUAAGCAUGGAGUUAAACAAUUCAUCAAUCAGUACAAUAAACUAAAGGAUCGUCAAAAAGAUGUUCUCUAUUGGGGAGAUGAGGUGGAAUAUAUGCUCAUCAGGUUUGACCAUGAAAACAGACUGGGCCAAUUGUUUUUGAAUUCUUCACAGUUGCUACAAGCUCUCCAACAGCCAGAAUUCCAGUCUCCAGGAAACACCCCCACACUAUGGCGACCAGAAUAUGCAGGGUAUAUGGUUGAAGGAACACCUGGGAGCCCAUUUGGUGGGCUUAUGGCUCAUUUGAAUCUUGUGGAGGCUAACAUGAAGCUCAGGCGGGAAGAGAUUCGAAAAUUGCUGGGUCCAGAUGAAGUUCCAAUGUGUAUCACAUCUUUUCCCAGGACUGGUUGCCCCAACUUUGUAUACCCAUCACAUAAACCCCAACCUCAAUCCGAGGAAAGUUUUUCACGUUCACUUUUCUUCCCUGAUGCUGCCAUCCAUUCAAGUCAUCCACGAUUCAAGACACUCACAAGAAACAUUAGGGAAAGAAGAAAAGAAAAAGUUGCCAUCAAUAUUCCCAUCUUCAAGGACAAAAACACAAUGUCCCCAUUUGUGGAAGACUUUUCUGAAUAUGGAGACACUGGUGAAGCAUCUACUGCAGCCAAACCUGACCACAUUUACAUGGAUUCUAUGGGCUUUGGAAUGGGCUGCUGUUGCCUCCAACUCACAUUCCAGGCCUGCAACAUUGGAGAAGCCCGCCUGCUUUAUGACCAUUUGGCUCCUAUCUGCCCAAUCAUGAUGGCUCUGAGUGCAGCAUCUCCAAUUUAUCGAGGGUAUUUGUCAGAUUAUGAUUGCCGCUGGAGUGUUAUUGCUCAGGCUGUUGAUGACCGAACCAGGGAAGAACGUGGGCUUGAGCCAUUGAAAAAUGACCGGUUUUUGAUAAACAAGUCUCGCUAUGAUUCAAUUGACAGUUACCUUUCUGAAAUGGGCCGAUGCUACAAUGAUUUGGAUUUGGUAUAUGACAAAGAAAUCUUUGAACAAUUAAGGGAUUCAGAUAUUGAUGAUUUGCUUGCUCAACACAUUGCUCAUCUCUUCAUUCGGGACCCAAUCUCUUUAUUCUCUGAAAAAAUUCACCAAGAUGACACCAAAGAUACAGACCAUUUUGAGAAUAUCCAAUCCACUAACUGGCAAUCUUUAAGGUUCAAGCCCCCACCUCCAAAUUCCAAUAUUGGCUGGAGAGUAGAAUUCCGACCAAUGGAGGUUCAAUUGUCUGACUUUGAAAAUGCUGCUUAUGUUGUGUUCAUUGUGCUGGUAACAAGGGUCAUUUUGACUUUUAAACUCAAUUUCAUGAUUCCAAUCUCAAAGGUUGAUGAAAAUAUGGUGACUGCCCAAAAGAAAGAUGCUGUAAGAGAAGGAAAGUUUUAUUUCCGUAAAGAUGUCAUCACAGCCAAUUCUCCUCCUGAAGCUGCUGAAUGUGUUGGUUGCUGUGAAGUGAUCAAACAACGGAUUGAUGAAGAAUACACUUUGAUGUCUAUUAAUGAAAUCAUUAAUGGAAAAGAUGAUUUUCCUGGUUUAAUUCCUCUUGUGAACAAAUAUUUGGAAUACAGUGAAUGUGAUGUUGAUACAAGAUGUACUGUACUGCAAUAUUUACAACUCAUAUCAAACAGAGCUUCAGGUAAAUUGAUGACAAUGGCACAAUGGACCCGUAAAUUUGUGUUGACCCAUGCAGACUAUAAGCAGGAUUCCGUGGUCAAUGAAAACAUCACAUAUGACUUGUUGGUUGAAUGUGAAAAAAUAGCAAGUGGAGAGAAACCAUGCCCUGAACUGUUUUUUAAUUUGUCUGUUCAACCUUUGUCCUUUUUCUUUUGUCUCUUUUCCACACUUCAGCUAAUCUAUUCUUUCUCUCAGCUCAUAACUUUUUGCUGUCUCUUUAAACCACCAUUAUAUCUUUAA
This is a messenger RNA of Acanthosepion pharaonis, 2109 nucleotides long. The record is from the annotation of a GenBank genome assembly. NCBI's taxonomy places the organism in Eukaryota, Metazoa, Mollusca, Cephalopoda, Sepiida, Sepiidae.